AUGAGGGCAGCUGCACGUCUCCUCGCCAGCGUCAAGCCUGGCCAGUUCCUUGAGGCCGGCACUCCCACGGGUCUCACAGGGCUCCUCACCCACCCGUCGCCGCGCUCCGCACUGCUCUACCACUACCACUCGACUCUCGACAAGCUCAAGAAGAUUCCCGAAUCAUCCGUAUACCGCCAAUCAACCGAAGCCCUGACGAAGCACCGUCUUGCCAUCAUCGAGCAGUCCAAGCCGGCGGGAUGGGACGAGUGGCAGCAAAAGAUCGCCAUGCAAGUUAGCGAUGACCCAACCAGAUACCAGGUCCUCGACACAUCAGCCGGACAAACCAUCGUAAUCCCAAACCAGGCUGAGGUUGACGAGCGGUCGAAAGCAGCCGAGUGGGACGGAGAGAAGAUCGAGACCUUCCCCGAGGGUAUUCGUUCGUCAAAAGAGCGACUGCCCCAUGCGAGGAAGAUGAAGGGCGACGUCAACUACACGCCUGAGCGGGUAAUGAACGACAUCAAGUUUGAUCCCGAGCCGCAGUACACUGCCGAAGCUAUCUCCGACCUUGAGAGCAGACUUGGCGCGGGCCUGAUUGAAGAAGUCAUUCAGGUUGCUGAGGGCGAGCACAAGCUCGUCGACGUCAUGACCGAGGCCAAGGUUUGGGAGCCACUCGAGGAGCCUGCGCCAGAAGGCCAAUGGUCUUACUUUGAGCGCAUGACACACACAAAGACACAGAAGCCAUAG
This is a messenger RNA of Alternaria arborescens, 726 nucleotides long. RefSeq lists its product as hypothetical. The transcript is spliced from 3 exons. The coding region runs from base 1 to 726 and encodes 241 amino acids. Lineage: Eukaryota; Fungi; Ascomycota; Dothideomycetes; Pleosporales; Pleosporaceae. The record is from RefSeq and is a predicted model, not a curated record. Gene Ontology annotation, biological process: respiratory electron transport chain.